Messenger RNA from Sphaerulina musiva SO2202, 1392 nucleotides. RefSeq names its product zinc-binding oxidoreductase ToxD. The coding region runs from base 55 to 1188 and encodes 377 amino acids. The transcript is spliced from 2 exons. Gene Ontology annotation, molecular function: oxidoreductase activity, acting on NAD(P)H. The record is from RefSeq and is a predicted model, not a curated record. Lineage: Eukaryota; Fungi; Ascomycota; Dothideomycetes; Mycosphaerellales; Mycosphaerellaceae.
UUGACAUCUUCUUUUCGAGACCACUCAAGAACAGGACAGUACCAACAGCAAACCAUGGCUCUUCCUUCUACCAUGAAAGCCAUUACCAUCAAUGGCAACAAAGCCAAGGUCUCCGAGAUCAGUCUUCCCAAGAUCAGACCAACCUAUCUGCUUGCCAAGGUCGAGGCCAUCGCCUUGAACCCUACAGACUGGAAGCAUAUCAAUGGCAAGCGGGCAGCAGAGAAUGGACUCGCUGGCUGUGAUUUCGCAGGAACCGUCGUGGAGGUGGGAAGUGACGUCACCAAGCAAUUCCAAGUCGGCGACCGCAUCGCCGGCACCACUCACGGAGCAAACGCCAGUCAACCCGAAGAUGGCUGUUUCGCAGAAUAUGCCGUCGCCAAAGCCGAUCUCCUCGUCAAAAUCCCCUCGACCAUGUCCUUCGAACAAGCCGCAACCUUCCCUCUCGGCGUCAGCACUGUCGGCCAAGGCCUCUACCAAAAAGCCCUCAAACUCCACCUCCCCACUGACCCCAUCAACCCCCAAAACUCCCAAACCCUCCUCAUCUACGGCGGCUCCACCGCCACGGGAUCCCUCGCCAUUCAAUUCGCCAAAGCCUCCGGCUACAAAGUCCUCACGACCUGUUCCCCACACAACAACGAUUUUGUCCGCUCGCUCGGCGCAGACGCCGUUUACAACUAUAAAUCCCCCGACGUCGGAAAACAAAUCAAUCGCGAUACAGAGAAUUCUCUCACUCUAAUCUGGGAUACCAUCUCCCUCGCCUCUUCCGCAGCGAUUUGCUCCGAAGCAUUCUCUUCCGACCCCUCUAUUCUCUCCACAGGAGGAGGAGGAGCAAAAUACGGCACAAUCCUCCCCAUCAAACUCCCCUCUUCCAACCCCAACUCCACGCAAAUCGAAACAACAAUGACUUUCAUGUACACAAUUUUCAACGAACCCUUCACCAAAGCCGGUCGAUCCACACCUUCGAUUCCCGAAGAUUUCGACUUUGCGAAAAAUUUCUUUCAAAUUACAGAGGAUAUGUUUUUGGCAAACACUCUCAAAACUCAUCCGGAACAGGUGGGCGAAAAUGGUUUGCAAGGUGCGUUAAAGGGAAUGGAGGAUAUGAAGAAUGAGAAAAUUUCGGGCAGGAAAUUGGUGUAUCGCGUCAAGGAGACGCCGGAGGGGGCGGUGGGGGUGGGGGUGGAGUUGUAAAAGGUGUACCUACGUAAGUAAGGGAAGUAAAUGAGGAAGGGGAUGGUGGAAGGAAGGAAGGGGAAUGGAAGGUAGCUAGGCAGGUGGUGGGUAGGUUUGUUAGGUAAGACGUAAGGAGCUUUUGAUGUCCUUGUUAUGGUGGCUGAGGAAUGGGUUUGGAAAGAGAGAGAGAGCGGCAGACAAAAGGCAUGAAAAAGAAAGGGC